This is a messenger RNA of Aureobasidium subglaciale EXF-2481, 2144 nucleotides long. RefSeq lists its product as uncharacterized. The record is from RefSeq and is a predicted model, not a curated record. The transcript is spliced from 2 exons. Bases 315 to 1937 code for a protein of 540 amino acids. Lineage: Eukaryota; Fungi; Ascomycota; Dothideomycetes; Dothideales; Saccotheciaceae. Gene Ontology annotation, molecular function: RNA polymerase II transcription regulatory region sequence-specific DNA binding; DNA-binding transcription factor activity, RNA polymerase II-specific. Gene Ontology annotation, cellular component: nucleus. Gene Ontology annotation, biological process: regulation of transcription by RNA polymerase II.
CCCUCCUCGUGAUCAUUAUACCUACCUUCGAGCGCUCUCUCAUCGUGUGGUCAAAUUUCACUCACAGCUUAAACGGUAAAUGCUGCCUAACACUCGACUAAGCUUUCCUGAGUGUACUUCCUCGCUCUUGAAGCUCCUUCCCUCCGAUCGACUAACUUUCCUUCGCACAACACCAUUCUCACAUCCGCGACGUCACUCGCGCCUCGACAAUCAUCUUUUGCAUCUAGCUCCCUGGAUCUAUCUCCACGCAACACAAACCCCUUCGCUUCCAUCGACCAACACCACCAGCAUACCCGCUAAUCUCACUCGGCAUCAUGGCAGUCCCACUGACCCCACUCAUGGCAAUCAAGUGCAGCUACGACGACUGCUUCCAUCUCUUUAGCACAGCAAGCGAAAUGACAGCCCAUCUCAAGGAAGCACAGAUUCACCCUUUCUACUGCGGCAAGGAUCCUGGCCGUGAAAGGAUAGCGAGGGGCUUCACAAAGUGCGACUUCCACGGCAAAAGCUGGGAAGAUCUUGUGACACACAAGGUUGAGACUAUGCUUCCAUGGAUCGUCGGUGAGCGCAGUGUCGAGAAGCCGAAAAAGCUCAACCACAUCGUCUGCGAAUUUUGUGGAGUGGACUUCGAUAGUCUUUCCGGAAGAGAGAUCCAUCGCAGACGGAUGCAUCAAGCCGAACACCACAUCGUCUGUAAGGGCUACUCCAUCAUUCGCGAUGAGGAUGGAAACGAUCGCCGUGAUGGAUGUGGCUCGAUAUUUGGCCGCGCCAGCCAGCUGGUUGGCCACAUCGAAGGAGGCUUCUGCGCGUUCAUCCAGCCGAUGGCACUGAGACAGGACCGUGAGCACAAGCGUAUGAUCAAGUUGAUCUUGGACGACCCCGAAGGCUUCAAGAAGAACAUGAUGACUAUGCCCUCCACGCCCGAUCAACCACUUCCCAAAGACAUCGACGGCAUGAGCGGCGGCGUCACUAUUGACCUGCUCAGCCAGAGCGACUUCAGUCAAGAUAUUGGCCAACAAACCCUCAGUCCAACUUCGUGCGCAACAGAACGAAGCCCAUUCGAAGAUGAAUGGCCGCACCUGCCCAGCCUCGACAUCAACGUUGAUGAACUGAGUCGAUCCAUGAGGAGCUUCACCGUCAGAUCGACCAGCGAAGUAGGAUCAUCCUUCAAUCACUCCGAGGGUCACUAUGAAGAUGACAUCAGUCCUGCAAGCAACAAUGCAACCACAGAAAGCGACGAUGAAGACGAUACACCUCCUGCUACACCCGGUCCCGCUACACCCGGUCCUGCCACACCAGGUAAAGCAUGGGGUGUUCCAGGCCUCUCCCAGAAACUCUUCGGACAGACCAAGAAGAAGCCCAUCCUCAACUGGGACGGUAUCAACGCCGCCCACAGGCGCAACAAAGAAGAGGAUGACAAGGACAACAUUUUCGUUUCGCACUUCUGGGACCCCACUCAUACGGACUUCAAGCCAGAGUUCUUCUACCGUCCGGACUUCAACGAUGACGCUAUCCCACCUUUUCAAUGCCCCUUUGAGAGCUGCACAAGACGCUUCACUACACCCCAGAAGGUUGGCGACCAUAUGCGCAUGUCUCACGCUGCACAGAGAAACAAGUGCCCAAUGUGUGGCAAGAACUUCGAAAAGCUCAGUGCUCUUAUUGCUCACUUCGAGGCAAGUUUCUCAGGAGCAAAGUGCCAUGUCGCUCGUAGUGGUGACUAUCACGCAUUGCUCUAUGAAGUCACCGGCGGUCUUCUUGAUGCUGAGAAAGAGCCAGAACAGCUCAUCUACAACUACAGGUCCGAAGCUGGCGAAGAGGGUCCCAGCGUUGCGAAGAAGAUCAACGACAAGGACAGCCCAUGGGCCUCCGAGGGAAAUGGCGUCAAGGACUACACCUACAGAGUCAACUUGCCCACUCGUGCCGACCUAUUCCGCGAGUAGAUUCCGCCAGUAUAUCUGCGCCACCUUAGCAUGCAUGGGAUCAUCUUGAGAGAGCGAAGGAUGGAUGGGCCGAGCACAACCUACGAUGUAUUAUAAUCAGAAAGGAUAAGGCCGACCCGUUGAAAGUAGGCCGAACGAUGCCAUAGCUGAAUUAAGGGAGAAUGAUCCAAUUAAAGCUAAACAGCAAGCGGAGUUGUCUUGGUGUGA